ACUUUUGGGGGAGGAAGAGGAAAAGAAGAUGGAAGGGAACAGAGACGAAGCCGAGAAAUGUUUAAACAUAGCGACGAGAGCCCUGGAGAGCGGAGACAAGGAGAAGGCGCUGAAAUUCCUCCACAAGGCGGAGAAGCUGUUCCCGACUGACCGAGGCAGAGCUCUGCUGGAUGCACUAACAAACAACGGGAGCUCAGCGGGAAACGGCGCGUAUCGCAGGAGACCGGCAGACCGCUCGGACCCCGCUCAUGGCGCCCAGCCUCACAGCCAGAGGCCAGACUCUGGAGGAGGAGACUCCUCGAAAAGUUUUACAUCGGAGCAGGUCGAAGGUGUGCAAAGAAUAAAGCGGUGUAAAGACUACUAUGAAGUGCUCGGCGUCAACAAAGAAGCCAGCGAGGAAGAGCUGAAGAAGGCCUACAGGAAACUCGCACUCAAGUUCCACCCAGACAAAAACCAAGCGCCUGGAGCGACGGAGGCCUUCAAAAAGAUUGGCAAUGCGUAUGCGGUGCUGAGCAGCGCAGAGAAAAGGCGUCAGUAUGACCUGACAGGCGGAGAAGAGCCCAGCAGCCCGAGUCAGUCACACGGAGGAGGCUUUGACUUCCACCGGGGUUUCGAGGCGGACAUCACUCCGGAGGACCUGUUCAACAUGUUCUUCGGGGGCGGCUUCCCCUCCUCAAGCGCACACACGUACACCAACGGCAGGACGAGCUACAGCCAUCAGACGGAUUACCGACAAGAGAGGACAGAAGAAAGAGGAGAGGGCGGAUUUUCCAUGUUUAUUCAGCUGAUGCCUGUGGUGGUCCUGAUUCUCGUGUCAAUACUGAGCCAGAUGAUGGUGUCCCCUCCACCGUACAGCCUCUACUCAAGACCGUCCACGGGUCAGACCAUAAAAAGGCAGACGGAAAAUCUACGUGUCGACUACUACGUAACCCGAGAUUUCAAAUCUGAGUUCAAGGGCUCGGCGUUGCAGCAAAUUGAGAAAAAUGUAGAGGAGGACUAUGUAUCUAAUGUCAGAAAUAACUGUUGGAAAGAGAGACAGACAAAAACAGACCUGCUCUAUGCUGCUAAGGUGUACAGGGACGAACGAAUGAAGAAGAAAGCAGAGCUCAUGACCAUGGACAACUGCAGGGAGCUGGACAGACUAAAUGACCUCUUCAGGGGCGGAUGAGGUGGCUGCUGUUACAUCAUGUAAAUCUUUCUGGAUAGAUGUGUAUGUUUUUUUGUUUUUUUGUUUGUUUUUUUUUUAAAGUCUUUACACUAGGAGCAAAAACAUACUGAAUAUGUUAGCUUUAUUGUUGAAGAUUUAAAAUGUCCCUCUCCUCAAAGUCGCCAAGUUCCUCCUCACUCCAGCUUGACCCAAGGAAUUGCCUCAUUGCUUCACAAUGGACCUUUCUUCACGAGCCGUAGAAAGACCCCCUUUUUUGUUUUUUUGCAUUUUUUGUGGUUUCCUGGGAAAUAAGGAUAAGGACACUCGAUUGUAAAGGCAUGUUGUAUCAAGUUCUGAGAAGCUGAGAGACAUUCCACGCAAGCAAAUUACAUUCACAAGACAAACAGCUUUUGUCACACAUGGCAGAGGGAGACCAACACAUUCACAUCAAACUGACGAAGGAAACAAAAUGAAGCUUGUCUUAGCUCUCUAAAAACCUCCAGGUGCGGAUGAAGAUCAAAGGUUUAGUUUGUGAAGAAUUUUGCGUGACUUUGUCACUUGGGAACAUUUUUAUAUUGUCUGCUGCAAACGGUGAAGUUUGUGUGGACUGUACAUGGAAGGACAGUUGAACUGUUAAUCAUCAAUGGCUGUACAUUUUCAUUUUGAAUGUUAAAAUUUGAUGCAAAUAUUUAAGUAACUAUAGAAGAAAUGGUUUUCUUCAGUGCUUGCAUAAUCAUUAAAAUAAAAUUAACACUG
Messenger RNA from Salarias fasciatus (jewelled blenny), 1903 nucleotides. RefSeq names its product DnaJ heat shock protein family (Hsp40) member B14 (gene dnajb14). The transcript has 8 exons. Gene Ontology annotation, molecular function: Hsp70 protein binding. Gene Ontology annotation, cellular component: endoplasmic reticulum membrane. Bases 29 to 1168 code for a protein of 379 amino acids. The record is from RefSeq and is a predicted model, not a curated record. NCBI's taxonomy places the organism in Eukaryota, Metazoa, Chordata, Actinopteri, Blenniiformes, Blenniidae. Gene Ontology annotation, biological process: cellular response to misfolded protein.